UCCUGAAAUGUGUACAGGCCUUAGGAGACAGGAUGGAUUAAGUUACCCGUGGGUAUUACAAUACGUCUUUGGAAAAAAUGAUGGCAUUUUGAAAGAUGGACAUGGCAAAUGCCAAGGCUUUCUGAUGAUGGUGUUUGGAGUGCUGACGCUAGUCCUGAGCUGGACUUCACUGGGAGCUGACCUGGCAACCGCUGUGGGCACAAGUGAUUUCUGCAUUUCCCCUGACAAAUACAUCAUGAGUAAAACAAAGGAUGUCAUCAGUGCUGAUAUUGUUCAUUACUAUCUGUACUGGAACCAGACUCUCUCCAACCCCUUCCAGCAGCCUCUGGCCAUCUUCCAGAGGUCUCUGACCACCAUGCAGAUCCAGAGCCAGGGUCUGUUGCAGUUUGCUGUACCACUGUUUCCUACGGCUGAGAGAGAUCUCCUGGGUAUACAACAUUUGCUCAACUCCUCGGAGGCCAGUCUGCACCAGCUGACCGCCCUGCUGGACUGCAGGGGGCUCAACAAGGACUACCUGGAUGCAAUGGUGGGGGUGUGCUAUGAUGGAGUGGAGGGUGUACUGUACCUCUGCCUGUUCUCCAUUCUGGCAGCCUGUGCCUUCACUGUCAUGCUGUGUGCCAUUCCCAGGGCAUGGAGACAAAUUGCCUGCAGGGAGCAAGAUUACGAUGACAUGGAUGAGGAGGACCCGUUCAACCCACGGGCAAGGAGAUUAGGGUCACAGAACCCCGACCACACCAACAUGCACAGCUUCUGCAGCUACAGCAGCAGCAUGGGCAGCCAGACCAGCCUGCACCCACCCGCCCCGGCUGUCUCCAAUGCCCCAAUGUCUGAGUACAUGAACCACACAGCUCUUUUCGGGGGAAAUCCACGGUAUAAGAAUGUGCCUCUGAUAGGACGAGGCUCUCCACCCCCAUCGAUAUACUCUCAGCAGUAUAGAAAUCGAUACUCUCCCACUAUGAGGGCCACCUACCUGUCCAUGACCGAAGAACAGAGGAGACACUUUGGAAAUGACUUCCAAGCAUAGACUUCCCUGUUUGCCCAAGGAGAGAAGCAGCAUCGCAUACCAUCUACAAGACAGCAACAUGCAGCUGAUAGAAGACUCACAGAGGAAACUGUGUGGCUUCAUGUUUGUCAGGACUCCAGCGUGUGGAGUCUAAUGAUAAUGGAACAAUAUCUGUAAUCUUCUCUCUGUUCUUUUAGCUCAUUCAUGACAUUUCUAUCCUUUCUUGGAGAACGUGCUAGACAUUUCCAAGAAGCGCUGUCAAACUUAACAAGCUCUUAAUCUGUUUUGUCCUUUGAUACCCUCACACGCUCUUUUAAACAUAUAAAAAAAACCACAAAAAAAGUUGUUUCCCAAUAACGUAAAAAAGAAAGUUUAAAUUCAGUUGAGAUCUCUCUCUGCCUUUGAAAUGGAGAUGUGUACUAAUUUUGACAUCUUAUAUUUGAGUCUCCAAAGAUAAAAGAUGUGAACGCGAUAGCUCAUGCAUCGUUAUUUUCUAUGUAGUGUGCUCCAUGCGUGAUAUUUGUGAAGCACAGAGCCAGCACUGGCAGCACACAGCAGGAGUUUGCGGAGCAGUAUAAUUUAUUUGCAGUCUCACACACACACAAACACGCCUGCUAGUGAAGCUUUAGGAGUCCACAGAGACGAGACUACCUUGAGACCAUGGCUUCUGUAAAUAAGUUGUAAAAUAACAGAUUGUUGUCUUAUUCUGUUUUCUGUUUAAACUGUGUGCCAUUUUUAUAUACUUUUUCUAGUUCUGUCCAGCAAUACAUAGGACCACUAUUUUUUGUAUUUUCUAAUGGGCCAUUAAUUCAUACUCCCUGUAUAUCUAAUCCAACUAAACCAAUAAAGUCGUCAUUCCUAUUGUGAUUCGGGAAGCUGUGCUGCUCUCUGAUUAAUGAAUUCAGGUAAUUAUUGUCAUAGCAAACAAUCCAAAUAAUACAUGUUUGUACCGACUAACGAUGACUUUCUUGUGGAUUGGAUAUAUGCCGUGUCAUUAAUACGUUUUGUGUGUUUGUUUCAGCAUGUUGCACUGUACAGGCACAGAGAGUGGUGCUUAAUUUUGUUUGUGUGUGUGUGUGUGUGUAUGUGUACGCAAACUUCAGGGUCUAAUCGUAAAUUGAAUAAACCAGCUUUGAGUACAAC
Oreochromis aureus is the source of this 2146-nucleotide messenger RNA. RefSeq names its product protein tweety homolog 2. Bases 8 to 1024 code for a protein of 338 amino acids. The record is from RefSeq and is a predicted model, not a curated record. Gene Ontology annotation, molecular function: volume-sensitive chloride channel activity; intracellularly calcium-gated chloride channel activity. Gene Ontology annotation, cellular component: plasma membrane. The transcript has 11 exons. Lineage: Eukaryota; Metazoa; Chordata; Actinopteri; Cichliformes; Cichlidae.